ACUUGAAAAAUUUUAAACCAGAGUGUUAUCUGUGACAGCUUCUGUCAACCUUAUCUGUUCCCCUCAUUCUCCCACACUCUUAGGACAAGUUGGGGGGUCAGAAAACUGGACCUAUAUUCUUUCCUCGUGAGCCUCGGACCCAGGCCAGUGCCCUGUCACAGCCUUGAGAAACCUGGAAAAUCACAGAAGAGGGAGUGGAAGACAAUAGUGGUUGCUGUCUCCAGCUGCACGCAGCAGGGAUGAGGCUCGGCACUAUUUUGGGUGGUGUAGACCCCGCCCCCACUCCGAACGCACCCUGGCCCUGCGGCGGCAGCUGGAGGGGUCCCGCUGCGACUGUUGGGGCCGCACCUCGGACCUGAGCCGCCGCCGCAUCUGCAGCCAUGUCGGGCCGCUCGGUGCCACAUGCCCACCCGGCCACCGCUGAGUACGAGUUUGCCAACCCGAGCCGCCUGGGUGAGCAGCGCUUCGGGGAAGGCCUCCUGCCAGAAGAGAUCCUGACCCCCACCCUCUACCACGGCUACUACGUCCGGCCACGGGCAGCCCUAGCGGCGGAGGGCAGCAGGGCUGGGGCCUCGGAGCUUCGGCUCAGUGAGGGCAAGUUCCAGGCCUUUCUGGAUGUGAGCCACUUCACCCCAGAUGAGGUGACCGUGAGGACUGUGGACAAUCUGCUGGAGGUGUCUGCCCGGCACCCCCAGCGCCUGGACCGCCACGGCUUCGUGUCCCGAGAAUUCUGCCGCACCUACGUCCUGCCUGCGGAUGUGGACCCCUGGCGGGUCCGCGCCGCGCUCUCCCACGACGGCAUCCUCAACCUGGAGGCGCCUCGGGGUGGCCGACAUUUGGACACAGAGGUCAAUGAGGUCUACAUCUCCCUGCUCCCUGCACCUCCUGAUCCAGAGGAAGAGGAGGAGGCAGCCGGCGUUGAGCCCUGAAUGUCACAGACCCAGCACCCAGUUGAACCCCUUGCUAGCCCCCGCCCCCACGGUGAUACGGAGCAGCUGCCCACCACCCUAGAGGUAGCAGCAUCCUUGGGGGAAGGGAGAAGUGCAUGGUCCACAAUGUAUGGUUUGGUCCCUUGGGACAUGUCAUAGCAUUUUUUCGUUUAGUUUAGGGUGGAGCUGAAUAAACCCAAAUCUCAGGGC
Messenger RNA from Phacochoerus africanus (Common warthog), 1139 nucleotides. RefSeq names its product heat shock protein family B (small) member 2 (gene HSPB2). The record is from RefSeq and is a predicted model, not a curated record. Gene Ontology annotation, molecular function: protein folding chaperone; structural constituent of eye lens. Gene Ontology annotation, biological process: response to heat; protein refolding. Lineage: Eukaryota; Metazoa; Chordata; Mammalia; Artiodactyla; Suidae. The transcript has 3 exons. The coding region runs from base 381 to 929 and encodes 182 amino acids.